ACGAAGAAGAAUAAAGAAUACUGAGUGGUUUUUUUUGUCAUUCAACUGACCGAAGAGACUACUUCACCUGUGAUUAACAGAGACUGGAGUGUGUCCGGUCUCCCUGUAGGUUUGGACCUCUACUGUAAAAAUGGGAAGGAAAACGACAUGGAAGUGUUACUGUGGGGACGUUUUAGGAGGCGUUCUUCCCAUUCUGAAAGGCCAGUGUCUUUGUUUAUCAGCGACGGUGUUUGUCUGUUUGUUGUUGUUGCUGUUUUCUUCUGUCAGAGCAGAGGAUGAGUGUCCGUUAUCCUGUAUCUGUGCAAGAGACUCCGGGACAGUGACCUGCUGUGACAAUGAGGACACCGAGUUACCGGGAGACAUACCGGAGUGGGCGACCACGUUAAUACUCAGGGGGAACAACAUCUCAACCUUACCAGGUGGAGGGUUCUCCUCGAAUAACGGGACAAAACUCGAGCUAACGACCCUCUCACUGUCACAUAAUGGAAUCAUGGUGAUCGAGGGUGACGCUUUCACAGGACUCCCACGGUUGCGUUUGCUGGAUUUGAGUCACAAUCGGUUGAUGUACAUCUCAGACCGGGCGUUUCACAGUCUGCAGGAGCUCCGCUCUCUUUACCUGAAUGACUCCCUCCUCGCACCGGCUGUGGCGCAGCUCUCCAAUGCAUUGCAUGGAGACAUUUUAUGCAACCUCCACCGGCUGGAGCUAUCUGGCAACCGGUUGAAAACCAUACCCAUUUCAAGGUUGGAUGCAUUCAACCUACACACUUUAGUUUUAACCAAUAACUCAAUUGAGAACAUUGGUAAAGAGGACGUCUCCAGUUUGUACCGCCAAAAGCAAGUGCGCGUCUAUUUAUCACUAAACCCGUUCAGGUGUAACUGUGAGCUGGAGUCAUUCUACUUCUGGUUAAAGAACUCUUCUCAGUGCGUGGACGCCGCGCGCCUCCUGUGCGCCGAGCCCGAUGCCAAGAAGGGGAUUCCAAUAGAGUGGUUACGCGGUGAGGACGUGGAUUGUCUCAAUGAGAACCUAGAGGCGGUGUCCUACGUGUUCCUAGGCAUAGUCCUGGCGCUGAUCGGUAUAGUAUUCCUCAUGGUGCUCUAUCUAAACCGGAGAGGAAUCAAACGGUGGCUCAACAAUAUCCGCGAUGCGUGCCGCGACCAGAUGGAAGUGUAUCAUUACCGGUACGAGCAGGACUCCGAUCCCCGGUUGGCUAACGUCGCCGUUUAACGUUCAAUGUUCACUCGUCAAUCGAUGCCAUAUAUCCACCAUUUUUUUAUAUACAGAGUAAACUGUCCUUGAACUGAUGAACUAUUAGUAUUGGUUUAUCAGCUGUAGUUGUUCAUAAUGCUUGUCACAUGACGUUGGAAAACAACAGACUUGGCUAUUCAAAGGCGACAA
Molecule: messenger RNA, 1396 nt
Organism: Oncorhynchus nerka (sockeye salmon)
Lineage: Eukaryota; Metazoa; Chordata; Actinopteri; Salmoniformes; Salmonidae
Product: trophoblast glycoprotein-like
Exons: 1
Coding region: 131-1225 (364 amino acids)
Biological process (GO): negative regulation of canonical Wnt signaling pathway
Cellular component (GO): plasma membrane
Molecular function (GO): protein binding
Source: RefSeq, a predicted model, not a curated record